This is a messenger RNA of Tripterygium wilfordii, 1244 nucleotides long. RefSeq names its product protein transport protein SFT2-like. Gene Ontology annotation, biological process: vesicle-mediated transport. Gene Ontology annotation, cellular component: membrane. The record is from RefSeq and is a predicted model, not a curated record. Bases 206 to 895 code for a protein of 229 amino acids. Lineage: Eukaryota; Viridiplantae; Streptophyta; Magnoliopsida; Celastrales; Celastraceae. The transcript has 4 exons.
GCCCAGUUUGAUGUAGGUAUCGCGCUGGCCUAGCGCUAGUUUGUCUGUUUGUGCAUCAAAGGUAGAAGCAGCCAACAUCAAUCAUCCACUUCUAUACGACGUCGUUGAAGCUUCCUGCUCUCAAGCAGAGGAAAAAGACCCGAGCUUUUCCCAAAUUCCCUAGAAAAAAAGACCGGAAAAAGGCGCUAUAGGGCCAGGGGACACGAUGCAGAAAACAGUACAAGCGUGGUUUACGCAGAGCAGUAGUGGAGGUGGAGAUCCACAGAAUCAAGGGUCUUCCCUCCUGGCAGAUUGGAAUUCGUAUGCUGCCACCAGAGAUGAGGAGGAGAGAGGGGGACCUGGAGCCCUCAGCUUCGAUAUUGAGUCUGCUGUCAGGUCCGCCAAUGAAUCCGUCACUGGCACCUUUGGCGUUGUAUCAAAAGGAGUGAGAGAGCUACCAGGAAACUUCCAGUCUGCCACCAGUAGCUUACCCUCCGGGAAAGCUCUUAUGUAUUUUGGAUUAUUUCUGGCAACCGGAGUAUUCUUUGUUUUCAUCGCCUUUACCAUGUUCCUUCCAGUUAUGGUGUUAAUGCCCCAGAAAUUCGCUAUCUGCUUUACACUUGGAUGUGGCUUUAUUAUUGGGUCAUUCUUUGCACUUAGGGGUCCCAAGAAUCAACUUCAACACAUGACAUCUGAGGAGAGACUUCCUUUUACGGUGGUAUUCAUGGUCACUAUGGCGGGUACCAUAUAUGUGUCCAUGGUGCUUCAUAGCUACAUUCUUUCCGUGCUGUUCUCGGUGUUGCAGGUUAUUGGGCUUGCGUACUAUGCUAUUUCAUACUUCCCUGGUGGUUCAGCUGGGAUGAAGUUCCUCACAUCAGCCCUAACCUCUUCAAUAUUGAGAUGUUUUGGGAGGUGAGACUUUGGCUUAUAUGUCAUUCCCUUGUAUAUUUUCUCCUUUUGUCCCUAUGCGGUGCGUUGGGAACUGGAAUGGAAUGGUACAAGAUUGAGUGCUGAAUCACAGCCUUUUUUUUGAUCUCUACUCCUUGGAGACCCAAUACCAAAAUUAAAAAAAAAGAAAGACUUUGAUAUGCUACAUUUCCCUAGUAGGGGCUCUGGUUUUGGGUCGAUUUUUUUUUCUGUAUCUCUCUUACAAAUGAAUGGAGAUUGGGGUUUUACUUGCUCACUUGUCAAAAAUUGGCAUGCAUUGUUAUCCUUUAUACUUUUAACAUGUAAUUGGUGUUGGAUAUAUAGGCUGUUUUUUGUUA